Messenger RNA from Nymphaea colorata (pocket water lily), 2462 nucleotides. Its product is annotated as pentatricopeptide repeat-containing protein At1g80150, mitochondrial. NCBI's taxonomy places the organism in Eukaryota, Viridiplantae, Streptophyta, Magnoliopsida, Nymphaeales, Nymphaeaceae. Gene Ontology annotation, molecular function: protein binding. The coding region runs from base 69 to 1274 and encodes 401 amino acids. The record is from RefSeq and is a predicted model, not a curated record. The transcript is spliced from 4 exons.
CGGACUCGACUCCUCUUCUUAAAACUGUGCGGGGGGGAAGGUGGUGCGUUCGUGGUGCUGGGGAAACGAUGUCCGUGUUCCUCUCCCUGCGCACCGCCCGAACACUUUGCACAACGACCACCACCACCGUCGCUGGCACCGGUACCGCCGCCGCAUCGAGUCUCCAGAAGCAGCAGCACAUAUUGGAGAGGGUGAAGCAGGAGCGCGACCCGGAGAAGCUCUACCUGCUCUUCAAGGCCAACACUCACAAUCGAGUUCUCCUCGAGAACCGCUUCGCUUACCAGGACGCCGUCUCACGCCUUGCCGGCGCCCGCCGCUUUGACCUCGUGGAGCGCCUAUUGGAGGAUCAGGCAACUCUCCCUCACUGCCGGCGGCGGCAGGCCUUCCUAGCCCGCCUUAUUCUCCUCUACGGCCACGCCGGCAUGCCUGACCACGCUCUUCGCGCCUUCCGCCGCCUCCCCUCCCCGCCACCCACUAAAUCCUUCAACGCCACGCUUACCGCGCUCGCACUCUGCCGCCGCUUCGACGAUCUCCUGAUGUUCUUCUACGAGGUGCCUUCCUCCCUCGGCCUCUCCCCUGAUCUCUUCUCUUAUAACAUCCUUAUCAAGGCCCUCUGCGACAUGGGCGCCCUGGAUUCCGCCUUCCUCCUCUUGGCGGAUAUGGAGAAGCACGCCGAACUCUCCCCCGAUGUCGUCUCUUACACCACUCUUCUCUCUGCUUUCUACAAGAGCGGCAAUGGCAAAAUGGCCGAUGCGAUUUGGAACAGGAUGGUGAUUAAGGGAGUGAGACCCAAUGUGGCUACUUUCAACGUGAGGAUCCAGUAUCUCAUUAACAGGAGGAAGAAUUGGCAAGCGAGGAAUAUGAUGAGGAAGAUGGUAUCCAUGGGGCUAAGGCCCGAUGACGCGACGUAUAAUUUGAUCAUCAAGGGUUUCUGCGUCGUGGGCAAUCUCGAAAUGGCGAAGAAGUACUUUUUUGGGAUGGCGAACUUCGGUUACAAGCCUAAUUCGAGGAUCUACCAGACGAUGAUUCACUACCUCUGCGGCGAAGGUGGAGAAUUAGGGUUGGCGUUUACGCUGUGUAAGGAGAGCAUGGCCAGAAACUGGUUUCCUAAUGUGAAUACGAUUUAUAAACUAUUGGAUGGGCUUGCGAGUGACCCUGAGAAUGGUGAAAGGGUGAAGGAGAUCAUAGAGAUGGUGAGAAAAAGGGCUCCUUCUUAUUCUGUGCAAGAACUCAAAGCUUUUCAAACGUACUUGACUAGAUAUGGAGCAAAAUGAAGGUGCACUCUUUGCUGCUAAUCCCAGAGAAGUCUAGAAUUUGAUGCUUUGCAUCCUUUGGUAGCUUUCAUCAUUCAUAUGGUUCUGUGGAGGUUGUCUGGAGAUUUGAGAUCAUUUUGACUGUUCUGCGGAAUCGAUCUUGAAGAUGUUUUCAUGUUAAUGAUUGACGUUGUAAUAGAAGCAAUAACUGUAGAAGGAUUUUGCUGAAACUUGCAACGCAGAUAGCUAUUUGGAGGUGAAGAUCAUCGGCACUCUACUUAUUUAUUUGGCAAAUGAGACAAGUAGUCCGUGAAGGGUUUUCGUUUAUGAACAUCAUCUGCUGACGAGUAAGUUCUUUUGAUGGUUUACUUCUCUGUAUAUAAUUAUUUUCAUUCUUUUGCAGAUUGUUUGGUUCUGAAAACCAGUAACAUAGUCUGACGGAUUGAGGAUCUCCGGAAAGUACGAGAAGAUCAUCCUUACGGUAUCCGGAUGCUCAAAGGCAAUUAGGUUGGAGAUUGAUAACCAAUUGCAUGCUGCUUCAGGACCGUUGGCAUUGUUCAACUUUGUGGAGGCAUGACGAAGCUCAAUUCCUGUGAAGUGUGAACACAAAAAUUUCGUGUAUCUUGAGAGUCAGCUUUCAGCUGACGAUGAUUUGUGGAGCAACUGUGAAUUCAUGGAGUACUCAAUGAAGAUGCAUUGUGAAAGAAGAAAAAAAAUGAAGGAAAGAAAAAAGAGAUGUGGAUAUUUAGUGACAGCAUAGGGAGAAUACCGGGAAUUCUCUAGUUAUACAGUACUGCAUGGGCUGCCGUUGCAUAGAUGUUACGCAAGGUAAUCGGGAGCAUGUGGCGAUCUAUGCUUUGCCAUGAGACGUUGUUCAAGAAUGGUCACUAACAAUCCUUUGCUGGAACAGGGAAUAAGAUCUGCGGCUCUAGGCGUCUCUGACCGUGAAACUCUCAAGUACAGAGAGUUGCAUAUUGGAAGAUAACAAAUGACGAAGGUUAUACAGAGAAUUUAUUCAUUUAUUAAUCUGUUCACCUUUGGGUCACUUGAUGUAUGUUUCUCUUUUUCCAAUAAGGUAACAAAUAAUUCGGUGAAUUAAUUAUCAAAGAAGAGGGCAUCAUGUAAGGCCUCUUGCUUUUUUUUCACUUCAGAGAACUGAAAAAUUCUUAUGUGAUAAUUUUGAAAGUAUGUUAUACAAUGUUGUUUUAU